AUGAUCGCGCGAGCUCUCCCACUUUUGUUUCUCCUAGCAGCAAGGAUAACAAUGGCAACGACAAAGGUCUUGCACCUAUCUAGGUGUACCUCUUAUUUGGCGCCUCCGCACCAACUGGCCAAUAAUAGGCACACACAUGGCAGUAGGUUCCGCGGGCGGCAUGUGGACAGACUAAGGCUCCUAGACGAAUCAGUUAAAAACAACGAGCACAUAAUCAAGUUAACGGACAACGCACAAAAGAAAAUCAAACAACUGGUAGCAGAAGCUGAAACAGAAACUCUAAUACUGAAGCUGUCUGUAAAAAAUGGAGGCUGCAAAGGGUUGAAGUACCAAAUGAAUCCCAUCAGGAAGGACGAAAUCGAGGCAGAUGACUAUGUGCAGCAGUUCGAAGAAUUAAAGUUCAUUCUGUCCAUUGAUGCAACUAGCGUUAUUUACAUUUACAACAAUAUACUGGAUUACAGCUACGACUUAAUGAAUGGUGGAUUUAAGUUUAUAAAUCCAAAUGCCACUAAAAAGUGUGGCUGCGGGAAGUCAUUUAAUGUUUAG
This is a messenger RNA of Plasmodium coatneyi, 546 nucleotides long. RefSeq names its product HesB-family member protein. Gene Ontology annotation, molecular function: protein-macromolecule adaptor activity; iron-sulfur cluster binding. NCBI's taxonomy places the organism in Eukaryota, Apicomplexa, Aconoidasida, Haemosporida, Plasmodiidae. The record is from RefSeq and is a predicted model, not a curated record. Gene Ontology annotation, biological process: iron-sulfur cluster assembly. The transcript has 5 exons. Gene Ontology annotation, cellular component: chloroplast stroma. Bases 1 to 546 code for a protein of 181 amino acids.